CACGCAAUAUUUUCCGUACUCGCACCGGUACGCCAAUAUAGAAAUUUUAUUUACCAAACAAGUUGGUUAAUUUGUUCGUAAGUUUAUCGAGACUUUGAGUCAUCCAGUAGACUUCUUGGUCUCUUAAGCCAAACAAGUUCGUUGGCGUGAUUUUACUGUUGUUUGGUUUGCAAAAUAGGGAUUUUGGGCUUGAUUAUUUACAAUACUGCUGCCGCAACGGAAAGACGCAUCGAAGCCAAUGCGAUCCAGUGUAUGAGGAUUCUGCAUUGUCCGCACAACCAACGCAACAAUUCGGUAGGGGAACAUCCUCAACAAAAGUUCUUUGGGUUCGGAAGGGCAAUCGGAAAUAUACAGUGCAACGUACUAUCGUUUGUUUGUAGACAUCGCUUAAUUUGCUUUAGCAGUGGUCUUCUUCUUGUCUUGUUGGUGGCACCACCUCGAGAGAGGAUCUUGGGCUUGCAGUUGUUGGCUUCCUUGACCAAUUUUUACCCGCUGCUUGACUAUCCAGCAAUCCGGGGAAGGCGGCCCGGUUCAGAGCAGUCUAGUUGAUCGAAAUAUUCCACUAGACUAAGCUGUACGAUGGAGGAAGAGUUUGAAGAUGAUUCUUGGAAUAACAAUCCAGUUCGGAGCAAUGCGUCUGAGGAAGAGGCGGAAAGUCACGAAGACCCUUCGGAAAAUUCAAAAGCAGUUUUAAACGAUUGUUUACAGCGGUUUGCCAGCGUCGACUACAUCAUGGAACCGAGCAUUUUCGUCCAGCUUAAGCGUUACUUCCAGGCUGGCGGAACGGCGGAACACGUUAUCAAUCAGUUGUCGUCGAACUAUGCGGCCGUCGCCCAGAUGGCGAACCUGCUCGCCGAGUGGCUUAUCAUGGCGGGCGUGCGCGUCACUGAUGUGCAGGCAAUGGUGGAGAACCAUCUGAAGGAUAUGAUACUGAAGACGUUCGAUCCGAAGAAGGCAGAUAAAAUUUUCACCGAGGAAGGCGAAACACCCGGCUGGCUGACGGAGAUGAUCGAACAUCAUACGUGGCGAUCGUUGAUUUACCGGCUGGCGGAAGAGUAUCCGGAGUGUUUGAUGCUGAACUUUACCAUUAAGCUUAUCUCGGACGCUGGCUUCCAGAGCGAGAUUACUUCCAUCUCGACCGCCGCCCAACAGAUAGAGGUGUUUUCGCGCGUGCUCAAGACGGCGAUUGCCAAGUUUCUGAGCCACCCGGAGGAUUGGCAGAGCGCGAUCGAUGAGGUGGCAAAGAUGGUGUGCCACGGACAGCACACGUAUGUGUACAGUCAGGUGCUGAUACAGGUACUGUCGCAGGAACCGAAGGGUGGAUUCAUCAUGAAGCGGCUUUCGCAGGAAAUUACUAAGUAUGCACUGAAAAACAAUCACAAUGUUACGCCCAUCACGAUGGCUCUCAACGGGUCGUCGCGUCAUCCACAGGCCUGCGAAGCGCUUACCUCGAUGCUGUCCCGCAACACACUCAACCCGGCCGACAUAACCGUGCUGUACCGGAACUACACCUCACCCGAGCCGCCACCGAUCGAUUUGAUCCGCAAUCCCCAGUUUCUCGAUCUGCUCGUCGACUCCCUGUUCAAGGUGGGCACAAAGAUUAACCAGGAGCACAAGUCGAAGUACAUCUAUCUGCUCGGUUACGCCGCGAGCGUAAGCGAGAUCCCGACCAAGAAAGGCCAACCGAAGGGCCAUCGGGUGUUGAACAAGGACGAGCUGAAGGCAACGAUCAUCGCGAUCGAGAAGGUGCACGCGAUCUGUAACGUGAGCCGCGGUUCGAGCGAGCUGAUCGGUGACAUCUCCACCUUGUACAGCUGCAUCCGGUUUCCGGUGGUUGGGGUGGGCGUUAUCCGCUGGGUCGAGAACACCGUCACCGAACCGUCCUACUUCAAGCUCUGCACCGAAAGCUGUCCGCUGCAUCUCGCACUGCUGGACGAGGUGGCCUGCGUACAUACUUCGCUGCACGACCAGAUCUUGCGGCUGCUGGUGCGGUUGUUCGAGUCGAAGCAGGACGAGCUGGAAAUUUUGGUGCAGCUCGAGCUGAAGAAGAUGCUGCUCGAUCGGAUGGUUAAUCUGUUGGCACGGGGAUGUGUCGUGCCGGUGGUGAAGUACAUCAGCCAGUGCUGUACCAAGGGCGACACGGACAUUUCGCUGAUUCGGUACUUUGUGACGGAGGUGCUUGAAACGGUCACGCAUCCGUACUCGAGCGAGUUCGUGCAGCUGUUUCUACCGAUGGUGGAAAACGAAGAAAUUACGGGCUCGAUGCGGGGCGAAGGUGAUAACGAUCCGGUUUCGGAGUUUAUCGUUCACUGCAAAGCACACUACACAACAUUGUAGCAUGAAUACUGGUGAUGAAACUGUAAGUUAUACAUACAUACAGUGCAUCGUUGCUAUAUAUCCUUUUCCUAGGUGUGCAAAUUCCAGCUUGCCAUACGUUUUUUUUUUUAAUUUCUGAUUUUGAGCUGCAGAAGAAGAAAAUCCCGUUUUUUUGUGUGGGUUUUUUAUUUGUCUUAAUGGGACAUUGCACAGAUGGUUUGUUAUUGAUUAUGAUUAUCAUCACGCUUCAUGCUUAGAAUCAAUUGCUCUGGGAGCGAUCAUAGUUCAAUUCAGUUGUAAUUCAAUUUAAAAAAAGAGAUAAAAACGAACUGUUGUAUGCCCUUGGUCUGGAGAGAAAUACGCCAAGGUAUAAGCUCGCGGAUAUGCAACUCAAGAACCGGUAUUACGGCACCGCUCCGGGGGUUGCGAUCGAAUCCAAUGCGUAAGCGUACGAUUAUCCUUUUGCAAUUAUUUCCCCUCUAUAUUUGAUGCAUAUUCCAUUUGCGCACACUAUACUUUCCUGCUAGGAUAAUUAUCCAUCCAUCCACUUUCUGCACUUCUAAGGAAAAUCGUUUGCCGAACCAAAUAAUCGACCAUCGAACCUAAUUUUCAGCUGUUUCAAAUCCUUCCGUUUGUCCAUUCCCUAGAUGAUCUGAUCGGCUUAGAAGAUUAUAAUUUAUAAUUUUAUUUUCUCGUGCAAACAAAAAAAAACAAUUAUAAAACUAGUAAAUAUGUAUAUUAUAAAAAAUGGCGAUAAAAUUGAUUACUUUCGCUUUACGUAAUGGAAAAGAACUAAAAAGCUCCGGGUGUCUUCUACCUUUGGGUAGUGCGCAGUAGUACCAGCAAAAAGACAAGGAUAUGUCUCACUAGUAGUGAGUGAUGCGACUAGUGAUGUGCAAAUUGAGUCAGAAUAAAUGAAUGACUUAAAUCGUAGCUAUGGAUUAGAACUCACUUGUGAUUUAAUUCUCCGUACCAACUAACCACUCGCUCUUUAUGUAUUACUUACUCGUGAAUUAAAUAUCGCUUUAACAAAUUAAAACACGAUGGCAAGAUGAUGAUCAGUAAGUACAAUUUGUGUUGUGAGAUAAAAAUGGUAUAAUGCGAUGCGAUCGUGAGAUCGAUCACGAGUGAAUUAAAACGUAGUGAGUGAGUGGCUAGUCGGCACGCAGAGAUUUCCUCGAGAUUUAACGAGAUUUAAGAGUGAGUAUGAGGUUUAACUAACUGUUCUAACACAUUCACAUUGAAGUAACUCACGUAACUGAGUGGUUAUUCCCAUCACCAGAGUGCGCGUCCCAAUGGGAAUCGAGUUCGAUCCGUGGGAGCAAUGAUUCCGGGUCAAUCAAUCGAUCUCGUUGCACCUAUAUAUCGAUCCGGACUCGUUGGAGCUGCCAAUACGAACCCAAACCGCUCCUCGGUCGCUUAACCGCCUUCGCCACAGAGUAGGCUCGGUGUCAAGACCCACCCAUCAGUACUCGUCGCCACACGUUAAGCGGGGCUAGUCCCGGUAGAAACGAGAUAACAGCUGUUUUUUGUCUUGUUUUUUUUUUUUUUUGCUAAGUAGUACAAAUACAUUACCGAAACUGCAGCAAUGUACAGUAAGUAAGUAAGCAUUCUAGUGGUGAGGCUAAGAGGUGUUCUAGUGCCACUGAGCAGCUCCAAAACGCAAUUACCCUCUGAUAGGCGUUCCGCGAAACGUUACAAAACAACGCUAAUAUUCUAAGAGUGGUAGUAGUAGUAUGUAUGUAUCAUUGAGGAAUGCUCGAUUGCCCGUGAAAUGGGGAAGCAAACAAAGAUAUCGGCAGGUAUUUAGCAAUCAUUCAUUAUUUGUCACCAGCAAAGUGUUCAGUCCAGCCUGAUGAACCUAGAAUAGAAAACAAAAAAUAAUAAAAUAAAAUAAAAGGUUACAGGUAAACAUGA
Anopheles stephensi (Asian malaria mosquito) is the source of this 4233-nucleotide messenger RNA. RefSeq names its product negative elongation factor D (gene TH1). The coding region runs from base 580 to 2337 and encodes 585 amino acids. Lineage: Eukaryota; Metazoa; Arthropoda; Insecta; Diptera; Culicidae. The transcript is spliced from 3 exons. The record is from RefSeq and is a predicted model, not a curated record. Gene Ontology annotation, cellular component: nucleus; NELF complex. Gene Ontology annotation, molecular function: RNA binding. Gene Ontology annotation, biological process: negative regulation of transcription elongation by RNA polymerase II.